Messenger RNA from Synchiropus splendidus (mandarinfish), 1135 nucleotides. It is a transcript of the gene rgcc, whose product is annotated as regulator of cell cycle. Gene Ontology annotation, biological process: regulation of cell cycle. The transcript has 5 exons. The record is from RefSeq and is a predicted model, not a curated record. NCBI's taxonomy places the organism in Eukaryota, Metazoa, Chordata, Actinopteri, Syngnathiformes, Callionymidae. Bases 96 to 476 code for a protein of 126 amino acids.
CCCCUCAGCAGGACUCGUUAAAAGAGCGGGUCUUCUGGUUGAGGGGAUGACUCCUUCAGGACUUUUUACACGGACCGUGACUCGGACUUGGCGCGAUGAAGUCUCCAAAACUCACAUCUCAAGAGAAGCUCAUCAACGUGGACGAUCUGAGCGAUGUGCUGUGCGAGUUCGACGCGGUGAUCGAGGACUUCACGUCCCCGGUGGAGAAGCGACACUUCAGGUACGACGAGCACCUGAAGACCAUGAAGAGGAGGAGCAGCGCCAGCGUCAGUGACAGCGGCAUCAGCGACUCCGAGAGUGCUGAAUCGCUGAACAGGAAUAGCUUCAGCUUCAGCGACGAGCGCCUCAACUCUCCCACCAUCUUCUCCCCCGCCGCCUCCCCCCCGCCUCUGAUGUCACCCAAACCCAAGCUGGGCGACACCAAAGAGUUGGAGGACUUCAUCGCCGAUCUCGACAAGACAUUAGAGGAUAUGUGACUGGGACGCUUAGUCAUGAAGCCAUGAGGGAGUGGAAGUUUGGACCCCCCUCCCCUUGAGCAGCUCCUGCCCCCCACACUGAAAAAGAAAACCCCAAGAGAAUCCAGCUGGAUGACACAGCAACUGCUAAGUGGCUCCAGGUCGGCGUCGGGUCCUGCCAGCGCUUCUUCCUAAAGUUAACCUGGCCGGCGGAGUCCAGGCCACCCUGGCGGACGCCAGCAGACAGAGGGACAAACUAAAUUAGCUUUCUAGGGGACAUGAGGACAAGAAUACUCCGCAGCCAUGAGGUAACAGAUUCCAUGGCCUUUUGUGAGGAGUCACACUGGAGCAUUGAACAAGCCCAAACCUUAACUCAGAGUGAUGCAAAGCCUUUUGUAUUAGAGGUAUAUUUCUUAUUUUAUAGAGCUUCUUAUUGUAAAUUUGUUUUUUGUUUUGUUUUGUCAGAUAUAUUUUUGUACCAUAUGUAAAUAAUAAUUGUCAUAUAUUUUAUUUGCUGUCACACGAAACAGACAGAUCUCUGAAUAAACUGAUCAGCUUUAAGUCUGAAUGUGAACUGGAAACUCCUCAGAACCAACUGGGAUGCAACCUGAGUAUUUAUGAAGCUACUGCCGACAAGAAACCCAAGAAUACAAUAAAAUAUGAAUUAUUGAUAUUUAAAA